UCUAAUUAAUGCGCACAGGCUGUGGUAACUUUUGGUAAGGAGGGAAAAUGGUGUCAGGGACUAAACUAACUUCAGCAGGUGGUGUUCUCUCACUCCUUGAUGAGCCAGAAAAGGACAUUCAGAUAUUUGCUCUCUCAAGGCUCAAUGAUUUAGUGGACGAAUUUUGGCCUGAGAUAUCUGACGCCAUUGUUAAAAUUGAGUCUCUGUAUGAAAAUGUCCAGUUUCCACAGAGAGAAUUAUCAGCUCUCGUUGCUUCAAAGGUCUAUUAUCAUUUGGGAUCAUUACAAGAUUCUUUAUUAUUUGCUCUCAAUGCUGGCUCUAUGUUUGACGUGACCGGAACAUCUGAAUACACAGAGACCAUAAUAUCUAAGUGUAUUGAUCAUUAUACUCAUUUGCGUGUUGAGAAUUAUGAUAAUCCUAACAGUCCAGAGAAGGACAUUGACCCCAGGCUAGAGUCUAUUGUUAAUAGAAUGUUUGAAAAGUGUUUUGGCGAUGGACACUAUCACCAGGCAGCUGGUAUUGCCUUUGAAACAAGGAGGAUUGAUAUACUGGAGAGGGCCAUAUUAGAAGCAAAAGACUGUAAGCAGAUGCUGUCGUAUUGCCUAAACAUAGCAAUGUCGUUACUUAAUAGCAAGAGAUUCCAAACUACUGUUUUAAAGGUUUUAGUUAAUAUAUAUUCUAAUCUCAAGAGCCCAGACUACAUAAAUAUAUGCCAGUGUUAUAUAUUUCUUGAUGACCCGGAACCAACUGCUCAAAUACUCGAGAGGCUCUGUCGCGGCUCUAGUGAUGACUUCCUGGUUGCCUGUCAAAUCAGUUUUGAUCUUUACGAGAGUUCCAGUCAAAAGUACCUGAGGGGUGUGGUCAGUGCCGCCCGAGCAGCAUCAAAGCAGGAACCAGUAAAGCAGGAACAUGCAGAAUCCAAUCCAAGUGAAGAGGUGGAGCCAAUGGACAUUGAAGGGCCCCCUCCUCCAGCAACUGACAGUAGCAAUAAAACUGAGAGCACUAGUAAAAGUACUAAUAAUGAUACUACUGAUAAUGGGACUACUAGCAAAGAUGCAGCUGCUGAUACUAAUACUGAGACUGCUCCUUCAACUGAUGGGGAAAAGGCACCCGAUACAAAAGAGAAUGAAUCUACUGAUAAAGUUAAAGAGAAAAAAGAUGAAGUGGUAGAAGAAGAAUGGGUGACCCGUCUCAAGACUGUCUGUAAUGUUUUAAAGGGCGAAAACACAGUGAAUCUUCACCAGGAGUUCCUUAUUCGUAAUAAUCACUCCGACCUGCAAAUACUUAAAAACACUAAAGAAGCUGGUCGUAAUUCCAUUACCCACAAUGCUACAGUAAUAGCCAAUGGUUUCAUGCACUAUGGUACCACUAGUGACGUCUUCUUGCGUGAGAAUCUUGACUGGUUGAAGCGUGCCUCUAACUGGGGCAAGUUCCUAGCCACUGCUAGUCUUGGAGUCAUACAUUACGGACACGAGAAAUUGGCUCUAAAUCUUUUAAGUUCCUAUCUCCCAAAGGACUCUCCAGGGAGUCCUUACCAAGAAGGAGGAGCUUUGUAUGCCUUAGGGUUAAUUUAUGCAAAUCAUGGUCAGAAAAUGAUAGAAUAUUUUACUAAGGAACUACGUGUCAAUCAGAAUGAAAUAGUAAAGCAUGGUGGUUGUCUGGGGUUAGGUCUUGCAGCAAUGGGCACUGCUGAUCAAGAUGUGUAUCAGCUAUUGAAGGAUAAUUUGAGUCAAGAUGAUGCAGUUGUUGGAGAAGCUGCCGGAGUUGGUAUGGGUCUAGUUAUGUUAGGGACCUGCUCUGAAACGGCAAUCAAAGAUAUGAUUGAGUAUGCUUCAGAAACGCAGCAUGAGAAGAUACAAAGAGGCUUAUCUCUAGGGAUUGCUAUGCUAUUCUAUGGACAACUUGAGCAGGCCAAUACUGCAAUUGAACAACUCUGCCACCAUAAGGAUCCUUUGUUAAGGAGAGCCGGUAUCUUUACUGUUGCAAUGGCUUAUUGUGGAACAGGCGAUACCACUGCUGUUAAAAGGCUACUUCAUGUUGCUGUCAGUGAUGUUGACAGUGAUGUAAGAAGGUCUGCUGUUACUAGCAUUGGCUUCAUUCUAUUCAGGAAUCCAGAGCAGUGUCCUAGUGUAGUCUCAUUACUGGCUGAGAGUUUCAAUCCUCACAUGAGGUGUGGGGCUGCUCUAGCUCUUGGUAUUGCUUGUGCAGCCAGUGGUAACAAGGAAGCACUGGCAAUCCUUGAACCAAUGUUUAAUGACUCCGUCCCUUUUGUGCAGCAGGGUGCUUUGGUUGCAUCAGCUAUGGUCCUCAUACAACACAAUGACAGCAUGUCUAAGAAUAACAAAGUCACAGAGAUCAGGAAGGCUUAUGCCAGGAUUAUCGGUGAUAGACUUGAGGACUCUGUCGCUAAAUUUGGUGCCAUCUUAGCCCAAGGGAUAAUAGAUGCAGGUGGGCGUAAUGUCACUCUGGCUUUGCAGUCUCGUACUGGACACACUCAGCUACGGACUGUCAUCGGUUUGCUGGUUUUCUCUCAGUUUUGGUUCUGGUUCCCGUUUACUCACUUCUUGUCUCUUGCUUUCACACCGACUGCCGUCAUUGGAUUAAACGCACAAUUAAAAAUGCCAAAGAUACAAUUUAAGUCUAAUGCUCGUCCCUCUCAAUACGCCUAUGUACCUAACCUUGAGAAGGAGAAGGAGAAAGAAAGGGGCAAGGUAGCCACUGCUGUGUUAUCAGUGACAGCUAAAAAGGCAAAGAGUAAAGCUAAGAAAUCACAAGCUGACACUUCGAGUGAAGAAAUGACGUCAGAUGGAGGAGGAGGAGGAGGAGGGACAGGAGGAGAAGCAGGAGGAGAGGGAGAAACAGGAGGAGGAGGAUCGGCUGUAGAAUUGAUGGAAGUCGAUCAGGAAGGAGAUAAGGAUAAGGAUUCUGCUCCUCCUCCAAAGGACGAAUCAGCCAAAGAGAAGAAACCAGAGCCACUCUUUGAGAUGCUGUCUAACCCAGCUAGAGUCCUACCACAACAGCUAAAAGUCCUCUCUUUGGAAACCAGCACACAUUACAAGCCAAUAAAACCCGUUAGUAGUGGUGGCAUAUUAUUACUCAAGUAUACUGACACGAGUGAGGAAGAACUCAUUGAGCCUUUGAAAGUUGUAUUAGAUGAUGAAAGCGAGGAGCCUCCGCCUCCUGAACCUUUUGAAUAUAUUGAAGCUGAAACUGACGAUGAGAACUAAAAUAGACGUCCAAUUAUGACCACUACUAUUGUUAUUAUUAUUAUUAUUAUUAUCAUUAUUAUUGUUAUUAAUAUUAUUAUCAUGUGUGUGUUAAUCACACAAAAAGAACCUGUUUGCUUAUUCGAGAGGA
Amphimedon queenslandica is the source of this 3357-nucleotide messenger RNA. Its product is annotated as 26S proteasome non-ATPase regulatory subunit 1-like. Bases 48 to 3227 code for a protein of 1059 amino acids. Gene Ontology annotation, cellular component: proteasome storage granule; proteasome complex; nucleus. The record is from RefSeq and is a predicted model, not a curated record. NCBI's taxonomy places the organism in Eukaryota, Metazoa, Porifera, Demospongiae, Haplosclerida, Niphatidae. Gene Ontology annotation, biological process: proteasome-mediated ubiquitin-dependent protein catabolic process; regulation of protein catabolic process. The transcript is spliced from 29 exons. Gene Ontology annotation, molecular function: enzyme regulator activity.